Molecule: messenger RNA, 1107 nt
Organism: Fukomys damarensis (Damara mole-rat)
Lineage: Eukaryota; Metazoa; Chordata; Mammalia; Rodentia; Bathyergidae
Product: igE-binding protein-like
Exons: 1
Coding region: 1-1107 (368 amino acids)
Biological process (GO): viral process
Molecular function (GO): nucleic acid binding; zinc ion binding
Source: RefSeq, a predicted model, not a curated record
AUGAAGCCGAGGGGACAAGGGAUUUCCUUUUGUAAACCAAAGGAGAUAGAGAAGAUUAUGCAGGCGUUUCCUGUUUUUGAGGACGCAAAUCAACAAAGAUAUUAUGAACCACUGAAGCAUCAGCAAUUAAAAGACUUAGCUGAGUCCGUGAGGACUUAUGGGAUAAAUGCUUCCUUUACCCAGGCCCAAGUCGACAGAUUAGCUUACAUGGCCAUGACACCCACGGAUUGGUAUAGUACCAUAAGGGCUUGCCUUUCUAUGGGACAAUAUCUAGAUUGGAAAUCUAUUUUUCAAGAUGCCUGCACAGCGCAGGCGAGGAAUAAUGCAUUGCAGGGACAGCCCCAUUGGGAUUAUGAUAUGUUGACAGGGCAGGGGCAAUGGAGCGUUAAUCAGACAGCGUUCCCAGUUCAAGUGUAUGAGCAAAUAAACAAGCUUGCAGUUAAGGCUUGGAAGAGCCUCCCGAAUAAGGGGGAAGUCUCAGGGAACUUAACUAAGGUGAUUCAGGGACCCACGGAACCAUUCUCAGACUUUGUAGCCCGAAUGAUGGAAGCGGCAGGCAGGAUUUUCGGGGAUGCAGAAGCAGCCAUGCCCCUGGUGGAACAGUUGAUUUUUGAACAGUGUACUAAGGAGUGCAGGAAUGCAAUCACCCCUUGGAAAGGGAAGGGAUUAAAUGCAUGGAUGAAAGCGUGUAGGGAAAUAGGUGGCCCACUAACCAACUCAGGCAUAGCAGCAGCAGUGCUCGCGGCGCAGAGAUCGCGCGACGUCACCUGCUUCAAUUGCGGCCGCAAGGGUCAUAUCAGAAGGCAAUGUAAGCAAUCCAAUAGAAUGAAUUCCCCGAGGAAGGUACCUGACAUUUGCCCAAAGUGUGGCAAAGGGAGACAUUGGGCUAAUGAAUGCAGAUCUGUAAAAGAUAUUAAAGGAAAGAUCAUAUCAAGGAAUGCGGGUGAGCCGCCAAAAAACGGGCAGAAGGGCCCUUGUCCCCAGGGCCCGCAAAUGUAUGGGGCGUUCCAGAGCAGGGGAAUAUCCCUGAGACCGCCGACAAGCCAAGGAGAGCCACUCCAGGUUCGGCGGGACUGGACCUCUGUGCCACCUCCAGGGCAAUAUUAA